AGCACAUGAACACUGGCACGUCCUAGUGUAGGCGUGGUUUGGUGUACAGUCUGUAUAAAUUGACAGAUCUGCUCCGUUUCAUACACAGCUCAGCAGUGACGAAUGUAUCAAGAGUCAAGAAGGGCUAUUUUCUGAAGGACCACAUCUCACUCACUCACUAAGUGUUAAAUUGUGAACUUCGCUAUUAGUCGACAUGGAGACCAUACAAGAAAUAAUUCCAUUCGCCAAAGAGAUGAUCAAUCAGAAACCCAACCGGGGCAUGCUGAAGGUUUACUUGGUGGGCUCAGCGGUGGCUGUCGUGGGGACGGUCCUAGGUUUGGUCCAGACCGUAUGUCAGCCGUUCUCCUCCGCUGACGAUGCGGCUCUUGAUGCGGAGUUUGCCAAGCUGGUGAUGCGGGAGCAGCGUGAGGAAGAGAGGCGAAGAGCAAUGGAAGAGUUGCCUGAAGUGCUGAAGAGGGCAAGUUACGCCAAACCACAUAGUGAAGAAAGGGCUGGUGUGGCUCAAAGAAGCGCAGCAACUCGACAUCACGCAUCUUAAAACGCUCCGAGACAACCCACACUUUUUAAAUGAGGGAAAUUGUUCUUGCCAUGCCAAAUUCAGUGCUUUCGGCGCACUUAUGAAUAUGCAAAACGCGAAAGACUGAUCGCUUCAGUCAUGGAAAAGCGUGACUAGGUUAUGCCAGACUGCCUUGAAGCUGGAGAUUUGCUGAAGGAUGGACAGAAGGCUACUGAAUCUGAAAUGGGACAUCGGUAUUGACGUCCUGUUGCAAACCUGUCGAUAAGGAGAUGGCUGCUGUGCAGCUAAAGACAUGUUGAGUCUGUGCCUGAACAUUUAGUUUUGAUGAUAAAAAUAUUUUUGUAUACAAGAUGAUAAGUGACAAACAAUAAGCUGUCUGUUAAGAUGUUUGCUUUUGCUAUGCAAUAAACUUUUUCAGAAACGUG
Clupea harengus (Atlantic herring) is the source of this 942-nucleotide messenger RNA. RefSeq names its product G0/G1 switch protein 2. NCBI's taxonomy places the organism in Eukaryota, Metazoa, Chordata, Actinopteri, Clupeiformes, Clupeidae. The transcript has 2 exons. Bases 194 to 538 code for a protein of 114 amino acids. The record is from RefSeq and is a predicted model, not a curated record.